Molecule: messenger RNA, 3202 nt
Organism: Orussus abietinus
Lineage: Eukaryota; Metazoa; Arthropoda; Insecta; Hymenoptera; Orussidae
Gene: Ars2
Product: serrate RNA effector molecule homolog
Exons: 16
Coding region: 116-2983 (955 amino acids)
Biological process (GO): primary miRNA processing; mRNA processing
Cellular component (GO): nuclear body
Molecular function (GO): nucleic acid binding
Source: RefSeq, a predicted model, not a curated record
GCCAUGGUGGAGUGACGUAUUUCAGCGUGUCCGAAGUAGAUUUUUGUGUCGCGUUGAAUUUUUUUGUCGACAAAUUGUUCAAAAUUCAGAAUUUGUAAUAAGGUAGUUGUAAAAAAUGGGAGAUUCGGAUGACGAAUAUGAUCGGAAGAGACGAGAUAAAUUCAGGGGAGAACGAACCGAGUCUUACUCCCGAGAAGGUCGUCGGGAUGAUCGACGAAGAGAUGACUGGGUUGAUAGAGAGUGGUCCAGCCGACCUCGUGCAAGGCCAGACUAUCGGGAAUAUCGUGGAGGAGGAGGUGGAGGACGUGAACGUUACAGCCCUGCUCGUUCACAAGAAAUGGCACCACCUAUGAAAAGAAUGCGUACAGACUGGGACGACAGACCACGAUACAGUCAUGAUUACUAUGGCGGUGGCGGUGGUGGAGGAGGAGGAGGAGGAGGAGGAGGUGGAGGUGGUGGUGGUGGAGGAGGUGGUGGCGGUGGUGGCGGCAGCUCCUGGGGUCCAGAUCACUAUUCUGCACCUCACCAUAGCAACCAUCACUAUGGCAAUCAUGGAAACAAUAGCAGCCGCGAAGCAUCUGGGAACUAUAGCAAUUCCGCUGUAGAGACGCAACCGCCGAUGAUGACUUUCAAAGCUUUCCUUGGAACGCAGGAAGAUACCAUUACGGAUGAAGAAGCCAUCAAGCGUUACAAUGAGUAUAAACUAGAAUUCAGACGGCAACAACUGAAUGAAUUCUUCGUAGCACACAAGGAUGAAGAAUGGUUCAAGAUAAAAUAUCAUCCAGAAGAAUCGAUUAAGCGAAAAGAAGAACAAGUGGCUGCUCUCAAGAAACGAAUAGAAGUGUUUUUAGAAAUGCUCGACCAAGAUGAAAUUGACAAAGUAUCUGUUGAUGCCGAUCAGACCGAUAUCUUACUGCAUCUUUUGGAUGCAGUAGUAAUCAAAUUGGAAGGUGGUACGGAAGAAGAUCUUAAAAUUUUGGACAUGAAGUCGCCUAUACCACCGAUAAAAGAGACAGUUGUUGUUAAAAAAGAAAAGGACGACUUUUGCGAUAAAAGCGGGACGGAUGAAAACAAAAGAUUAGACAGUCAUUUAUUGAAAGCUUUCGAACCACCUGUGAUCGAAUCAUCUGAAAACUGGGAUAAUGAUGAUGCCGAGAUGAAAAAAGAUGCUAAAGAACCAACCCCAGAAAAAGAAGCUACGCCAGAGAAGGUCGAAGAGAAUGCAGAUGCCAAUAAAGAGACCGAAAGUGUUCCCCCGUCGGAAGAAAAGGAGGAAGAGAAACCGGUUGAAGUUAAUUCCAAGAAACGCAAACGAAGCGACAGUAAUAGCAGCUCCAGCAGCAGUAGUAGUAGCAGUUCUUCCGACAGUGACAGCAAUAAACCUGACUCACCGAAGCCCUCUACUCCGACCGAAGACAAGCCAGACGAUGUAGCCGAAGAAAAAGCUGCAGAGGAGACUGUUACUCCGGACGCGGAAAAGGAAGAAGUUAAAACGGCAGAGCCGAUGGAAGAGGGGGAGGAAAAGGAUGAAAAGAAGAAUGAAGCCAAUGUCGAGCCCGAGACAGUGAUCGAUUUAGCCAGCGAAGAAAAGGAGAAAGAACCUCGCGCUCUUCAUAAAACUAGCAGCAUAUUUCUACGCAAUUUAGCUCCAACGAUAACCAAAGCUGAAGUUGAAGCCAUGUGCAAGAGAUUUCCCGGGUUUCUGCGUGUAGCGAUAGCUGAUCCACAACCUGAACGCAGAUGGUUUCGUCGGGGUUGGGUAUCGUUUGAACGUCAAGUAAACAUAAAGGAAAUUUGUUGGAGUCUAAAUAAUAUAAGACUUCGAGACUGUGAAUUAGGUGCUAUAGUGAACAGAGAUCUUUCUCGCCGUAUUCGGACAGUAAAUGGAUUGACGUCUCACAAACAAAUUGUCAGAAAUGAUAUUAAGUUAAGCGCGAAGAUCGUUCACAAUUUGGACAACCGUGCUGGCUUAUGGAAGGAGGAAAGGAAAGAAGAAAGUUCUCCGAAAGACGGAGAAUGCAAGGAAGCAAAAUCAGCCCAAAGCGCAGAUGAGCUUGAACAGGCGGCAUUUGGACUCUCCUCUAAAAAUCCAGUACUAAAAAAUAUAACCGAUUAUCUGAUAGAGGAAGCAUCUGCAGAAGAGGAAGAAUUACUGGGCAUGUCGGGUGAUCAUGAAGAAGGUCAGCUAGGCGGUGAUGGCGAUGGCCCCAUAGAAAGAGACCCCGCAUUGAUCAAGGUUCUCGACAAAUUAAUAUUAUAUCUUCGAAUAGUGCAUUCAGUUGAUUAUUACAAUCAUUGUGAGUAUCCGAACGAAGAUGAGAUGCCAAACCGAUGUGGAAUAAUGCACGUCAGGGGAUCCCCACCGACUACCAAAGUUUCAAGCACAGAGCUCUCGGAAUACUGCCGUAAUUUCGAGAGUAAAAUGUCCGUCUUUCUUGUUCCCGUAGCCACUGUUGCGAAUGACGAAUUCGAAAAGCUUGGUGCCAAAAAUGCCGAAGCUGAAGUCGAGAAAUUUGUACAAGCAAACACUCAAGAGCUUUCUAAGGAUAAGUGGUUGUGUCCUCUCAGCGGAAAGAAGUUCAAGGGUCCUGAUUUCAUUCGCAAACAUAUUUUCAAUAAACACGGGGAGAAGGUUGCCGAAGUCAAGGCGGAGGCCGAGUACUUCAACAACUAUUUGAAGGAUCCGAAGAGGCCGCAACUUCCGGAACAUCCAGGAAAUAAAGCCCCACCCAGAGAAGGGCCGCGUGAAACGUUCACACCUUACAAUUGUGGCGGAUUUGGAGGAUACGGCGGCGGCUAUGGUGGCGGAAGAGGAGGAUACGGAUCCGGCUUCGGCGGAGGUGGUGGAGGCUUCGGAGGAUUCGGAAUGCCUCGUUCAAAUCGCGGCGGUUUCAACAGAGGACGUGGCGGUGGUGGAGACUUCAGGCCGGUCAUACAUUACAGAGAUCUCGACGCUCCCCGAGAACCUGACGAGUUCAUAUAAUUCAAUUAAUCCAAUCGACGCAAACCAAUGAAGAGACGACAGACGAGAGGAUGAACGGAAACAUAAUACGCCUGUUCAAUUUGUACAUACCAGUAUCGUCGGUAAUAUUUUAUUGUUUAGCAAUAGACGAUAUUUGUAUGUUAUAUAUCACUCCCCAGACAAGCAGGUAUAACGGUAUAGCUACUUGCAAGAGAAAUAAAGUUGAACGAUAUAUUGUAA